Molecule: messenger RNA, 1584 nt
Organism: Verticillium dahliae VdLs.17
Lineage: Eukaryota; Fungi; Ascomycota; Sordariomycetes; Glomerellales; Plectosphaerellaceae
Product: GLCD beta
Exons: 1
Coding region: 1-1584 (527 amino acids)
Biological process (GO): regulation of transcription by RNA polymerase II
Molecular function (GO): RNA polymerase II cis-regulatory region sequence-specific DNA binding; protein dimerization activity; DNA-binding transcription factor activity, RNA polymerase II-specific
Source: RefSeq, a predicted model, not a curated record
AUGGCUCAGCACGGCUUCGGUCAGUUCGGGGGCGGCACCAACGGUGGUGGAAGUAUUGACCCGAACGACCUCGCCAUGGGUGGCAACUAUUCCUCAUCAUACCACAACAACAACUUCAACAACACCAACUCCAACUCCAACUCUUCAAACGCCUUUUCCAGCGGCUCGGCGCUCUUCGGCGACGAUGAGCUGCUUGACGGCCUCAACAGCCCAACCGAUGGGCAAGGGGGCAUGCACGGCCAGGAUCUCGGCGGGGUGUCUGAAAUCAACAUGAGCUACCCACAGGCGAUGUACGGUUCUCACCAUGGCAUGGACUCAAACCUCAAUGGCUACUCGAACACGCCUGAUGGCGAUCCUAUCCAGAGUCCCUUUGUUCACAGCUACAACUCACACUACCGAGGGGGCUUCAACCACCAAUCCCUGGGCGCAUCAAUGCAGUCUCCCAUCUCUUUCUCCGGAUCACCACACGCAGGUUCCGACCUCACACCGGAUGGCGUCGAUGCCAACUAUCUCAACGCCAAGAGCAGGCAACGGAUGGCACAGACCAUGCAACGCAAGGGUUCCAGCACCCGCAGCCCGAUGACAGCAAAGGCCGCGAUGCACGGCGUCUCCAUGGGUUCGCAAGACUCGACCAGCUUUGCGAGCCAGUCAGUGCGCACGCCGGGCAUCCAUGAAAAGUCACCCUCCGGACAGUGGAUGCAACCCAGCAACCCCAUGGCGGCAUCGUACAACCCCGGAUUCUCACCUGUACAGCCCGGUAUGGCCGGCCUCAACGAGGUCAUGAUGAAGGGCGGGACGUCUAUGCCUGCAAAGCUCGGUGCGUCGCAAGGCACAGCAGUCUCUUCCCAAGAGAUGAAGCGCAAGCGCCGAAGAGAGUCUCACAAUCUCGUUGAACGUCGUCGCCGCGAUAACAUCAACGAAAGGAUCCAAGACUUGAGCAGACUUGUACCCUCGCACAGGCUCGAAGACGAGAAGAUUCGAAAGAUGAUCCAGAAUGGAACGCCACUGUCGCCUACGCUGUCUGGUAUUUCCAGCCCCUCCCAGGCGACAUCUGGCCUGGCUGGGCCUGGCGCUCGCCGCGCAACAGGUGGAGCUGCUGGCAACAUCACGACCGGUCUGCCUCUGGAAGACAAGGACAAGGGACCCAACAAGGGCGAUAUUCUGAACGGCGCUGUCAGCUGGUCCCGCGAUCUGAUGUGGAUGCUCCAUCUCAAGCUUCAACAGCAGGAGGAGCUCAUGAACAUCAUUGCCGAGCUCGGUGGUCAUUUCCCUUUUGAGCUGACAGAUGAUGAGAAACGGAUGCAAACUGAGCUCAUGGAGGCCAUCUCCAAGAACGACGCCCUGGGCUACUCGCGCACGGCAGGAUCUGGCCUGCGCGUUCCCAAUCACACCGAUCUCCGCGGCGAGCCGCUCAACGGCUCCGGUAACCCUUCUGACGGUCUCGGCGGCAGCCCACUCGACAAUGACGACGGCACAGUCACCGGCGACUUGACUGGCGCUAAUGAGUUUUGGAAUGACCCCGAUGAUGACGUCUCGCUCAACUUCAAGGGCGAUGACGACUUUGGCAUGGACCUCACGCAGUAG